This is a messenger RNA of Penicillium roqueforti, 513 nucleotides long. RefSeq lists its product as uncharacterized. Bases 1 to 513 code for a protein of 170 amino acids. The transcript has 4 exons. The record is from RefSeq and is a predicted model, not a curated record. NCBI's taxonomy places the organism in Eukaryota, Fungi, Ascomycota, Eurotiomycetes, Eurotiales, Aspergillaceae.
AUGAAGGUGCACCAUGGGAGGGGACCGCGGCGCUAUUACGAACAGGAAGGUCGUGGAUUGGAUAUUCACGUACUUGAAGCCACUACCUACACUCGGCUGAAAGAGCAAGGACUUUGUGAUCGUGGAAUUGUGCCAGACUUCCUAGGUUUUAUGAGGAAGUUUGACCCUAGCCUAUGCCAGCCUCACUUAAGGAAGUUUCUCGACGACGAAUACCCGCCUAGCGCUAUAUUCCUCGAGUACAUCACCAGUCUGGGGAUGAUCAACUUGCGAAAUUACACGCCGCAACGGGUGAACAAUCUCCUAAAGGGUAUUCGCCAAAUACAUAAAACGCAGAGAGUCGUUUGGCUAGAUUUUGAUCGAGCGGAGACAUACGAUAAAGACCAUAUUACCGUGCGAGAAGAUGACCUCAUCAAUGAGGAAGAAGCAAUUGUCAUGGAAUUCAAAGAUGCCAUAGCUGUUGAUAUCGUCAAAGGGAAGUUUGAUGAAACAUAUUUGUUUUCCUUCGGCUCAUGA